Ziziphus jujuba (common jujube) is the source of this 802-nucleotide messenger RNA. Its product is annotated as protein DETOXIFICATION 2-like. Gene Ontology annotation, biological process: transmembrane transport. The record is from RefSeq and is a predicted model, not a curated record. Gene Ontology annotation, cellular component: membrane. Bases 381 to 770 code for a protein of 129 amino acids. Gene Ontology annotation, molecular function: xenobiotic transmembrane transporter activity; antiporter activity. The transcript has 2 exons. NCBI's taxonomy places the organism in Eukaryota, Viridiplantae, Streptophyta, Magnoliopsida, Rosales, Rhamnaceae.
UGGACGACAUUAAGGGGAAAAAUUAUAUUCGUCACUAUAAUCUUUGGUAAUUAUAUAAAUAAGAUUUGUUUGGAUACUUCUGGGAUUUAGUUCCUGGCUUUUGUGUGCGACAUGGGGACCAAAAUAUUUUUGUCUUUAUGUAAAUUGCUCAAACUAUUUGUAUUAUUUACUUACAGUCAUCCAAAUUGACACCUUAUCUGGUUCGCAAAAACAAUGAACUCCGACACUUUUGUGGACUAAUUGCAUGGAGUCUUAUACAGAACCAAAAAGAAAUUUGAGCCAUCAAAAUUCUGAGGAGCUAUAUGAAGCCAAUAUUAGUGUCGUUCUCUGCCUAUGCGUAGCGCUGUUUCUUUCUCUCUCUCCCCGAAGCUAAGUAGAAAAUGGAGAGAGAGGUCAACAACCCAACUUUAAGCACGCCAUUGAUUCAAGUUUGUGAUGAGAAUGGACCUGAAAAUGGAAUAGAGAUAAGUCACGGUAGAAGUAAGAUUCCUGACGAAGUAAAGAAACAGUUAUGGCCAGCAGGGCCUUUGAUAUCAGUGAGCCUGUUGAUUUAUUCAUUGCAGAUGAUAUCUGUGAUGUUUGUGGGUCAUCUUGGUGAGCUAUCUUUAUCUGGUGCUUCCAUGGCUACUUCCUUCGCAUCAGUGACUUUGUUUAGCUUGCUGGUGAUUUUUACUUACUGCUUUGAAUUCCUGGAGGAACUGUUCAAUGAAGACUCAGCUUUUAUUAUAGCUGAGAUUGCUUCCCAACCAACCAUAAUUUUCAUUGGUUGAAUCCUAUCUUUUAAUAAAAACAAAUUUUUGCC